UCAUUCGCGCACCAUUACCUCAAGGAAGGUGAUACCGUGUGUGUAAAACGAUAAUAAUAUACAUGGAAAUAAUUGUGUACGUGUUAUGUGAUAUUUUCAUAUACGCGUGUGCUUCCUGAGCGUAAUUCUGAAACAGCUAUUAAUCUUUUGUGAGCAAGUUAAAGACACGUUUUGAACAACAAUUUUAAGGUAGCGGAGUGCGGAAGAGAGAUAUUGUCUCUCCACACCAAUUCAACGCCGACGAGCUGGGGAUAGGAGAAAGGCUUACGCUCAACUCCGACCCCUUUAGGAGGUGGCCUCCGUCGGAGACCUGGUUCGGGGUGAACGGCGAGGUAACGAUGAGUCUAAUGUUGUACAAACUAAACGCGAGCCCUCCGGCGCGCACUGCCAUGAUGGUGUGUGAACUCUUCAAGGUUCCUGUUAAAAUGGUUGACGUAAAUUUAUCAAAAGGAGAACAUUUUUCCCCGGAAUAUUUAAAGAGAAACCCUCUUCACACUGUACCUACACUAGAAGAUGGCGACUUGAUUAUUACUGAUAGUCACGCGAUUGCAAUGUAUCUCGCCGACAAAUAUGGAAAAGACGAUAGUCUGUACCCCAAAGACUUAAAAAGCAGAGCAAUAGUGAACCAAAGGUUAUUCUUUGAUAGCACGGUGUUGUUCUCUAGAAUGAGAAGUGUUACUGUUCCAGUCAUAAUUGAAGGAUGUAAAACUGUCACGGAGAAGCAAAUUAAUGACAUUAUCGAAGCAUAUGGUUAUGUUGAAACUUAUCUAUCAAACACCAAAUUUAUAGCCACCAAUAACUUGACGAUUGCUGACAUUUCUGCCUACGCCGUAGUUUCAUCUCUCCUUUUUAUUGUGCCUUUAGAUGGAGCCAAAUUCCCCAAAACACAAACGUGGUUGAAUGAAAUGGAAAAGAAACCUUUUGCACAGAAAUAUAAUGUGAACGGCGCGGCCGAAUUGGGCGCACUAUUGAAAGAGAAACUUGGAUCUUAA
Messenger RNA from Bombyx mandarina (wild silkworm), 992 nucleotides. RefSeq names its product glutathione S-transferase epsilon 3 (gene GSTe3). The record is from RefSeq and is a predicted model, not a curated record. Lineage: Eukaryota; Metazoa; Arthropoda; Insecta; Lepidoptera; Bombycidae. Gene Ontology annotation, biological process: glutathione metabolic process. Gene Ontology annotation, molecular function: glutathione transferase activity.